Molecule: messenger RNA, 1049 nt
Organism: Acyrthosiphon pisum (pea aphid)
Lineage: Eukaryota; Metazoa; Arthropoda; Insecta; Hemiptera; Aphididae
Product: INO80 complex subunit E-like
Biological process (GO): chromatin remodeling
Cellular component (GO): nucleus; Ino80 complex
Source: RefSeq, marked provisional
AUUAUUUAAUAUUUAUUAAUUAUUAUUAUUGUUUAAGAAAUGGGUUCCGAGAGCCCAAAAAUGGUUGCCGAUGAAGAAACGUUUGAUGAAAACAGUUUGGCCGAGGCAAAUUCUAAGGAACAGUACAAAGAAAUGAAAAGAAAAUUGCGGCUUUUAGUCUAUGAAAAUGAAAUCUUUCAACAGACCCUAAAGACUACCCAACGGAAACUCCUGAAGGCGUCACGAGAUAAAAAUGUUCUACUGGACAGGCUGAUAAUGUAUGAAAUGGUAGAUCUCAGUAGUAGCGAUGAUGAACUGACCGAGUCAUCGGAUGAAGGCGAUUCUACCAAACCAGAACCUAAGAAGCGAAAAGAUCCACCGGCAAACAACAACUCUUCAAGUGGAACUAGUAAACAGUCUAUUAGUCCUCAAAGGACUAAUCCAAAUCCAGCCAAAAAACGAAAACCUUCUACUCCUAAAGCUUCUAAGUCUGCACCAAUGCCACUUCAAUCAAAUGAAUCUCAUUCUAACAAUGUAUUGUCAACGGCUGAAAGCAGUAAAACAAUGGCUGAACCAAAGUCAGGAAACAGUUUUAGUCAACACAGUUUAGCAACAGACAUGUUUAAUGACACUUUUUCAGCGAAAAGUGAAUCAAACAGCACUUUCACAAUAAUAUGAUGUUGGCAAGACAUUGUGGUUUACAUGAUUAAGCAUUUAGGACGUCUACGGCGACGGUCCUCGGAUAAUUCUUUAGGAUGGUUCCGUAUGAUGCGCACCACCUGUAGGGGAGAAAAAACCUGUUAGUAUUUUGAUACAAAAAAUUAAGCUAUUUGAUGUUGAGUCAAUUUUAUACAGGAGAACAGUUAUUAGACAAAAUGUGUUAAUGUUUUGGUUGCUGCAUGUAAAAGGUUGACAUUUACAAAACUAUGUUUAAUAAUGUUAUACUAUUUGUAAUUAAUUGUAUAUUAUUAUAUACUAAGUUGAAUUGUUAUCAGAUAACAUGUGAAAGUUGUAAAUGUAAGAUAUAUUCUUCUAUUAACAAAAAAAAAUAAAAUUAUUCAAUUAUGUUU